AUGUCAGCCGCGUCUGGCUCCCACCCUGGGGCCGCGAAUGCGACCUCGCCCCCGAGCAAACGAGAUCUGCGAUCUUGGUGGAAAGGCUUCAAGCUGCCGUCGAAGCACCAGGAAUCUCAGGGUACGAUUCACUCCAGUCGCGCAUCCCAAGUUCCACACAGAACACAGCAGCCAGUCUUCAGUGAAGACGUCCAAGGCCGAGUCGACACCGCCCUGCACCCGCUAGCUCAUGUUUUGCAGAUGCAGGAUGCCCAUGGCACGGCGAAAGCCUCUGUUGUUUCUAGUGAAACGACAGCUGUUGGCCAUAUGGAUCCUGCACCUGCCGACAAAGUCUCCGACCCCUCCCCGUUCUUCUUUCACCGUCGUCUACACGCUGCACCCCCAGCCCACGCAAUUCCAACAGCCAAGACCAAGACUAAAGAAGCUUCUGCAGAUACCCGAUCCCCCGGCAUCUUUGGCGUGCCCCUCCGACAGAGUAUCACCUACGCAAAUGUCGCCAUUUCCCUGAUCGACGAGAAUGGACAAAGCUACAUUUACGGCUAUGUUCCCAUUGUAGUAGCCAAGUGUGGUGUAUACCUGAAGGAAAAGGCAACCGGCAUCGAGGGCAUCUUUCGUCUCAGCGGCUCGGAGAAGCGCAUCAAGGAGCUGAAGACCAUAUUCGACUCACCAGAUCGAUACGGCAAGGGCUUGGACUGGGACGGCUACACCGUGCACGAUGCUGCAAACGUCCUGCGGCGAUACCUCAACGACCUGCCCGAGCCUGUUGUGCCUCUAGAUCUCUACGAAAAGUUCCGGGAACCCUUGAAAGGCGCUACGAAACAAGCUGUCGGCGACGCAGAGGGACCACAGCUCAUCGAUAAUUUCGACGAGCAAGGUGCCAUCAUUAAAUACCAGCAACUCAUCACCGAGCUACCUCCGUUGAAUCGUCAGCUACUGCUGUACAUUCUAGAUUUGCUCGCCGUCUUUGCUGCCAAGUCAGACGAGAAUAGGAUGAACUCCCAGAAUCUCGCCGCCAUUUUCCAACCUGGCAUGCUGUCUCAUCCUGACCACGCUAUGGCCCCUGAGGAAUACCGACUUAAUCAAUGUGUCAUUAUCUUCCUGAUUGAGAACCAGGAUCAUUUCUUGAUCGGCAUGCAAGGAACCGCGACGGAUGAGAAGACGAAGCAGGAGAUUGAAAAAGGCACACCGCCGAUUAGUGGCCCGACGACGCCUACGCCCAACAGACGAUCGACCCUCGGCCGUUCUGCGUCGAACGCAAGCGCUGGCGCCGAUAGCGUUCGAAGAGACGGAAAGCUCCGGCGUCAUCAGUCUACAUCCUCGCGCCAUUCACGGCACGAUGGAGCCGUCACGCCUAACAGUCCUGGCUUGGUUGCUACUCCUUCGAGCGGUCUUGGUAGAAGCAACACCGUGCCAUCGAAAAAGUCACCGCACCUGCCCGCUGGCAGAUUCCGCAAAGACAACAUUUCGCCCCUCACAUCACCCACAGGCCCAGCCUUGACAGAACACAUAACGCCAGCAACGCCAAAUGAGCAGCCAAGCCCGUCCAGGUCGACUGCCCCAUCCAGUCUUGCACCACCAAUGGGUGCGGCCACCCUCGCACCUGGGUCUGUGAGCGGCGCAGGCAGAAGUCAAGAAAGGCUCCUCGAACUGCCUCAAGAAGGAACUCCCACUAGGGAAAGAAACUUGCAGAGCAUCUUCCAAAGGUCGCCCUCGGGCGAGACCGAGCGCAGGCAACCGAACAAGCUGAAGAAGAAGAGGAUACCAGGCAGUGUGAACCCUAGUGCGGCAAGCUCUACCACCUCUCUCCAGGGAGCGCACUCGGCGGCCCCGUCACCGAGCGUCGAGGCCAGCAAUCCCAUGGACAAUGCUCCAUUCACCAUCCCCGAGAAUAGCCCACCACCUGCCCCGGCGCCGGUGGCCGCUGAAGCCCAAGCAUCGGAAUUGACAGCUCGUGGUUCCCACGCCCCGCACCACACUUCGCAUUACCCCGAAACUAAUCUCAAAGCAAGCAAAUCGCCGCCAGCCUCUCUUCACUCCUCCUUCAACGAAGGCUCGGACAUGGAUCAACUGGAUGAACCUGCGAGCAUUUCAACGGCAGAGGCAGCCGAUAGCAUCAAGGAGAAGAAACGGCGAUGGAGGCUGUCCCGGAGCAGGAAAGAUGAUUCCGGACCUUCGCCUCCAGGAGUGACCUCGCCGCGGCUAGGCUUGGGCUCUAAUGACCGUGCCGAGAGGAGCGCGACGUCCAUCGGCAGCUCCAGCAACAGACCACGAAAGAGCUUCACGGCAGAGGGCACCGACGUCUCGUCUGGUCCAGAAGUCUUCAGCCUGGAUUCACUCAACCAGGAGAGGGACGCGCAAGACAGUGGGCGAGACGAGCCCAAGGGGCCGAUUGGCUGGAUUCGAAACAAGUAUCGGGAGGCCAAGGAGAACGCUGAACAAAGGAGGAAUAAGUCCCCUCCCGCGGAUACGCGGCAACCCGGUGGACUGAGUGCCGCCAUACUACCGAGUCGAGGGAAGAGUCUGGAUAUCCGAAGAGAAGAGCCGCGAUCUACACCAAGCCAGUCGGUUCCACAAGCUCCUCUGCAGCCCGCAACGACACCACAAUCGACGACCCAGUCUCAGCCGCAGCCGGUAACUCAACAAGCGACUUUUCCACAGUCAAUGUCCCAGCACCCGGUAGCUCAACAAGCGACUCUUCCACAGUCGAUGUCCCAGCACCCGGCUCCUCAGCCGCCUGUCACUCAGCAGCCAGCGUCAGCUCCGUCGCAGCCGCCGGUCGACCAGCAGCAACCGAUGCCAGUCCAACAGCCGGCCCAACAGCCGGCCCAACAACCAGUGCAACAACCAGUGCAACCACCCGCGGAACAGCCAACAGAGCCGGCCCAGCCGCAAGCACAGCCGCAGCCCCCGGUCCAGCAACAGCCGUCAAUUUCCACAACUCCGUUCCCUGUGACUUUGCCAACAACGGUCGAAGAGCCUGAGGAGGGCACCAAGUAG
Molecule: messenger RNA, 2997 nt
Organism: Verticillium nonalfalfae
Lineage: Eukaryota; Fungi; Ascomycota; Sordariomycetes; Glomerellales; Plectosphaerellaceae
Exons: 2
Coding region: 1-2997 (998 amino acids)
Biological process (GO): activation of GTPase activity; regulation of fungal-type cell wall organization; signal transduction
Cellular component (GO): cell cortex
Molecular function (GO): GTPase activator activity
Source: RefSeq, a predicted model, not a curated record